This is a messenger RNA of Eutrema salsugineum, 602 nucleotides long. RefSeq lists its product as uncharacterized. The transcript has 2 exons. Lineage: Eukaryota; Viridiplantae; Streptophyta; Magnoliopsida; Brassicales; Brassicaceae. The coding region runs from base 67 to 471 and encodes 134 amino acids. The record is from RefSeq and is a predicted model, not a curated record.
GUCCGGCGGAGAAAAAUCGGAACAAAAGACGAAGAUUACCACCACUCAAGAUACUCGAAAUCGGAAAUGGACAUUAACGUUCGAAUCUCCGUCUUAAAAUCCCCCACCAAUAUCUGCCUGAUAAACCCUAGAUUCUCUUCGUCCUCCUCCUCUAGAUUCCGUUGCUCCAAAAGCGAAUCUCCCAAAAACGGAAACGAAAACGGUGAUAAAUCGUCGAGGGAUUGGGACAAGGCGUGGAAGAAUUUCAAGAAGCAGAGCAAGAAGACACUCUUCUCCCAGUUCAACGUCGACAAGUACGUGACGUGGAAUCCUCCGAGAUCGGAGUUUCCCUUGUCGGAAGAAGUCGAUCCCAUCAAAAGAACAGAGAGAUCCAAUCUCAUGCUCUGGACUAGUCCAACGUUCACUUUGAUUGGAGCCAUCGUCAUUGUCUCUUUCCUCCUUCUCUACACCAUUCUUGCUCCUCUCAAGUGAACAAAACUUUUAUUUUUAACUUUUCUCAUUCACCUCUGCAAUUAAAGGCCAUUUAGAUCAGAUUUCUGAAUCUUAUUUUUACUGUUUGUAUACAUUAUUAUAGUUUUUACAAAAUAAGAUCCUAGUUUCAA